GGUUUUGUUUGGAAUAAGGAGGUAUUAUAAAUGAUUAAGAGGUAGUUAAAAAACUAAUGAAACAUCACUUUGUAAUUCAGCAAAUACUAAUUCGUCCGUCAUUCCUAUAAUUAUAAAAAUGAAUUCAGCACAUUGGAUAAGUGUUUUAUAUGGAAGUACUUCGAUUUUGUGGGGGAUAGCCGCAAAAAUCGUUAAAAUAACUGCCGUCAUAACUGUGAACAAACAAAACGAUGCAAUCAAUGAAAUUUUGUUUUACGGAUCAGAAAAUGAAGAACAAAACAAAAAAGUGGGUUUAAAUAAUCUUUGCUGUAUUUAUUAUAUAAUCGUUCACGCCAGCAAAACUGUUGAUGUGUGUGUGCCUACCCUGAGAAGCGAAACCAUAUCGAAAUGUCUUCUAAGCGUACAUCAGAAUAAUCACACUAAAGUAAGAAUAAUUGUCCAUGGAACUAACGAUUUGAUAUGCUUGCAAUCAUUCUUCGACUGUGGUAUUGAAGUCAAAAUUAUUAAUUCAGAAGUCAAAAUGGAACACGAAUUUUUAUUAAUCGACGCGAAUUGCCCUGAUGCUUUGGCAAUCGUCGGGUCCUUGGAUUACGAAGUAAAUAGAGUUAAUUGCAGCCGAGAUAAUACACUUCUCACUUCGGAAUAUGCCCUCGUAUCUGUUCUAAAGCGUGAAUUCAAUAGGAUUUGGAUGUGCAACGACAAUGUUGAGAAAGGUUACAACAGUCAGGAGAACAAUAAAAAAACCGUUUAAAUGAAUACUUACUUAAUUUGAUGUCGACCAUCUUUUAAAAGUUUGAUCAAAAUAUAUUUUUAAUAAACAUAACUGAA
Messenger RNA from Nymphalis io (European peacock), 828 nucleotides. RefSeq lists its product as uncharacterized. The record is from RefSeq and is a predicted model, not a curated record. Gene Ontology annotation, cellular component: mitochondrion. Lineage: Eukaryota; Metazoa; Arthropoda; Insecta; Lepidoptera; Nymphalidae. Gene Ontology annotation, molecular function: RNA endonuclease activity producing 5'-phosphomonoesters, hydrolytic mechanism. The coding region runs from base 119 to 751 and encodes 210 amino acids. Gene Ontology annotation, biological process: piRNA processing. The transcript has a single exon.